Puccinia graminis f. sp. tritici CRL 75-36-700-3 is the source of this 1485-nucleotide messenger RNA. Its product is annotated as NADH dehydrogenase (ubiquinone) 1 alpha subcomplex 9. Gene Ontology annotation, molecular function: protein-containing complex binding. NCBI's taxonomy places the organism in Eukaryota, Fungi, Basidiomycota, Pucciniomycetes, Pucciniales, Pucciniaceae. Bases 128 to 1288 code for a protein of 386 amino acids. The transcript is spliced from 4 exons. The record is from RefSeq and is a predicted model, not a curated record. Gene Ontology annotation, cellular component: mitochondrion.
CGUCUCACCACCACAUUUUCCGAAAACUACCGUCGAAGCAGGUCGAAGCCAGUCAAGACUCAAGCGUACAUAUUACGGCCAGUGGCAAUCGCAGGAGGCAGCGAUCGACUGGCAUAUUCAACUCAGAAUGGGUUCUGGUUACCUAACGCCUUCCCUUCUCGGCAAUCUCAGGCAUCAAGUCCGGAAGCAGUCUUCGGCUAUUUCCGAAACUAAACGCUGGCGACACGAUCUCAUAAAGCAAUCUGGCACCGGGAAAGUCAUUCAGUCCUCGGGUCCUUCUGGGCGUCAUUCAAACACAGGCCUUGUGGCGACUGUCUUUGGGGCGACAGGAUUCCUCGGACGUUAUCUGGUGCACAAGCUGGCCAAACAAGGUACCCAAGUGAUCGUACCUUACCGGGAUGAGGACAGCAAGCGUCACCUACGCGUGAUGGGCGAUCUCGGACAGAUUGUCCCGCUCGAAUUCGACCUUGAAAACGAAGGUUUCAUCAAUGAAUGCGUUCGACAUUCUCACGUGGUCUACAACCUGUUAGGCCGAGAGCACGAGACCAAGAACUACAGUUUCGACCGACUCUUCAUUGAGGGCGCAUCAAAAAUCACCAGAAUUGCCAAAGAGAACGGCGUGGGUCGGUUGAUACAUGUCUCUCAUCUCAAUGCAUCGCUCGAUUCGCCUUCCAAACUUUACAAAGCAAAAGCUGCUGGUGAAAGCGUUGUGAGGGACAUCUUUCCUGAGGCCACGAUCGUGAAACCUAGUAUCAUGUUCGGACAAGAAGAUCGAUUUCUCAACAAGAUGGUCACCAAGCCGUUUACUUUUCAAGUCAACAGGCUUGAAACUUUAGUCCGACCUGUUAGCGUUUUAGAUGUAGCCGAAGCUAUGCAAUUGAUGAGCACGGCAGACUCCACGGCAGGGAAAACGUUCGAACUUGCUGGUCCAAGGACAUACACUCACGAGGAACUAUUCCAAGUCUUGGAGGUGUUAACACACAAAUCGUUGACUCCCUCAUUCAUCAAUCUACCCCUGCCGAUCUUCAAGUUUCUCAUGAAAAUCGUCGACAAAGCCGUUUGGUGGCCAACUCUAAGCGAGGAUGAGAUUGUCCGAAGAUGUAUCGAUGAUAAAUUGGAACUCACCAAAGGCUGCUACGGAUUCGAUUACUUCGGGAUCGAACCAGACGCCGUUGAGAAUCUCGCAAUCACGUAUUUGAGGUACUACAGAACUGCAUCACUUUUCGAUGCACCGAUCGAAAGAGGUGGUCUCAAGGUCAAGCCCAGGACUUACCAUGCAGUGCAAUGAAAAAAAUUAUGUUUGCCGCUCUCUGUAAUCGCUUGGUUUGCCGCAUCAAAAGAUGCUAACUUGAAAUGAAUCAGAUUUUUUUUUGUAUUUAAAUGCACACCUCAAGAGUGAUUAUCCGGUGUUUGAUUGUCUUUUGACAGUGUCUGUCCAAGUCCCGCCAAUCCUUCAUCAAGAUAAAAUACAUUUGCUUUGGAUAG